Messenger RNA from Spirometra erinaceieuropaei, 25390 nucleotides. NCBI's taxonomy places the organism in Eukaryota, Metazoa, Platyhelminthes, Cestoda, Diphyllobothriidea, Diphyllobothriidae. The record is from the annotation of a GenBank genome assembly.
AUGAAGGAAUUGUAUAGGCCUACGGAUGUUCCAAAGACUAUGUAAAACCAUACUAUUUAAUUGACUAAAAAAUAAGUAAAAACAUCCGUUUUAGUUUGUCAACAGAGGCAGAUAUCCAACAGCUUGCCAAUGUACAAGUUCUGAAAUGUCUUCUUUAUAAGGAGGACCAGGGAGGUCGGAAAGCACUGGAAUACGGCUUGCUUGAUCCUAAACUCGGCGCUUCUAAGCGAAACGAACUAUGCGAAACCUGCGGUCUUGAUUAUCAAGCUUGCAUCGGCCAUUGGGGUUACUUUGAUCUUCCCGCGCCUGUUUACCAUGUGGGCUAUCUGUGGCAUAUAGUGAAAAUUCUUCAAUGCAUCUGCAAAGUAAAUUCUCCUUAUUUUGCCUAUCAUUUAGACUUGCUCCCGCGUCCUUAUCCCUGAUUCCGUCCGGUCGAAGUACCUCCAGAGCUGCUCUAAUCUUUCCCUGGAGUAUAUUCAAAAGAAAGUUUUACGCAAAGCCGUUCAUAAGCUCGCUAACAAACCUACCGUAUGCAGAUAUUGCGGAGCUUUAAACGGUUUGGAACUUUUUGACCCUACUAUGUUUAGGCAACGUCAAAAAGGGCACUGGACUGUCUUAUAUCAUUCACGAUGUGUCUAAGUUAGUUGGGAAGAAUGUCGAUGAGUAUGUUGACAAGUUAUCCGCUGCCAGCGACACAAAUCCCGAGCUUCCCGCACUGGCUAGAAAAUGCGUGGUAUGUUGUAAUAUUUUUGUUUUCAAUGUUUACGCAUAUAACAUUGUGUCUGUAUGCUCGAAUGAAGUAAAUCUUUACCAGGCUUUUCUUGGACUCUCUCUUCAUUGAAAGCGCUUUUCCUAUUUUUGCCUUAUACUCCUUUCUGACCGUUGUCGGAUCUCCUUGUAUUAUCUUGCUGGAACAGAAAUCCUUCGUUUGUGUAUAUUUGCCCAUGCUUCUCAAAGGGGUACCAUUUUAAUCCCAGCCUUAUAUGUUGCAGGAAACUAUUCGCCCUGCUCGUGCCCUUCAGCUGUUUUCUAAAAUACCAACAGAGGACCUUCCUUUGCUACUGAUGCCUUUUGGCUGUGAGUGGGCGACCCACCCUCGAAAUUUGAUUUUGCAGCGGAUCCCAGUUCCGCCCAAUGCUAUCCGACCCUCAGUUGUUUCAGAGGUCAAAAGCGGAACGUAAGUCAUGUGACUUUGAUGUUUCUUGCUUCGGUAAGUUGAUGGCAUCUUUGAGUCUUUCGAAGCAGUGGGCAACUUUUUGAGGUUGUCGUUUUCUGAAGGCAACCCAGUCUGAAUACCUUAGGCAGUCCGCACCUGAGUGGAAGGGGGCGUCUUUCUGAGUUAAUUGUGUAUGUCUUCGUGCUGGUUUGGUUAGUUCAGAUUCAAUCUUUCUAUUGAUGGCCAAUUUCACUAACUAAAUGCAUAUUCUCUUGAGCAUUUUCUUUACCGAUUUACUUGGAAAUUACCUUUCUAAUUUCUUAGUAACGAAGAUGACCUUACUCAGAUGUACCAGUGGAUUUUGGCUCAAGCAGCAACUCUGGAAGAGGACAUACCUGAAGCAGAUCAAAUCGCCUGUCUUGAUAAUUUGCACGCAGAGGUCGCACGAAUAAUAAAUUCCCAACACAGUGGCCUGCCUCCGGUGCAAGAUCACAAAUUUAUGCGUGGUCUUUUGCAACGCCUCUCCGGAAAACAUGGUCGUUUCCGUGGAAAUCUACUGGGAAAGCGUACUAACUUCACGGCUCGCACCGUCAUCUCUCCCGAUCCCAAUCUGCGUAUUGAUCAGGUACAUAUAUUUUGGGGCGCCCUCGUCCCCUUCCUAUGUCUGUGCUUCAUCGUGAUCUUUGAUAAGAGGGACUCGUUUAUGGUCCUUAAAUAUAGGUUUGCGUCCCGGUACACUGUGCCAAACUACUCACCUAUCCAGAACGUGUAACCCAGUUCAACAUUGAAUUUCUCCGGAAGCUUAUCCUCAAUGGACCCAACACGCAUCCGGGUGCACUGUUUGUUAGUUACCGCGCAACGGCUCGAGAUGUACAGAAUGCAGAGGCGGGCAAGGGACUGCAGCCUGGAGGCAUCGUAAAGAAGUACUUGGCCAAUAAACGUAUCCAGGAGAAUGUUGCGAAGACGUUGCGUAUUGGCGACCUGGUUGAAAGACACCUAGUUGAUGACGAUAUUGUGCUAUUCAAUAGACAACCUUCUCUUCACCGCGUCUCCAUUCAAGCCAUGAAGGUAAUUUUUUAUUGCAUCGCCUUCUAUGAAUUUCUGCAUGUGGUAAUUUUUGUGGCUGUUACUCGAUAUUUGUGUUUGUCAACCUGAGCACAGCGCUUCAACGAGAACCUGAAACGACAUAGUGUGCGGUUAGCCGUUGUAUAGGUUCCGAGUUUUCAAACCGCGUCACUGGAUAUACUGGACCCAGCACUAACCAAAUGAAUUUACGCCGCCUGAGUGAGCAUUAGCUAGUUGGAUUUUCUGUGGUUACUUUAUACACAAUUCGAAAUCCAAGGUUGAAGCCCCUGUAACUGGAAAGUUGGCGGUGAGUAGCCAACUGCUUCAGUCACUCUAUAAAACAGAAACCUUCGCUAUGUGUGAUUGAUAUGUAAAAAAAGGUGACACAGGCUUGUGAGGAUGAUUGCGCUCGUUACAUAAUUUGUUGAUCGUCACUCCUUUUCGGCAUCAUAGGUGUUCACAUCGUAACCUAUGUUUAACUGUCAGUAUAGGUUCCGUUGAAUUUGGGACACUUCUCUUGUUUAAUCUGGUUCAAAUUCAAUCAUAAUUUUUAGCCUACGACUUUUACUCAAUUUGCCCACAUUCUUUGUUUUUCUCACGCUUUUUAAUAGCCUUCAGUAGGCAAUCCUUCCACAUAUUUUCCUCACAAUUUAUAGUCUGUUUCGUUUAUUUUCAAUGGUUGGAUGGGGCAUCAUGGAUGAUGCCUCCUGGCUCUCAGUGAAAUUCAAAUAAAUUGCUUAAAUCGCUGUGCAUCUAAGGAGAAUCUGGCUCAGCAGACUUUACAAUUGUUUAUUUUAAUAGCAUACAGGUAUUCAUUUCAGUCUUUCUCUCAAUUCACUAACUCCUUGUGGAAGUCCUGCUCACAGGAGAUUAGGCAGUUGCUCAACUCAUUCAACUUAGUUCUAGGAAUCGUUCAAAUUAUGUUCAAGAUUCUAUAGGUUUCACUGACGUGCCUAUGCUUUCGGCUAGGCUGUACUAGUCUGUGAAAAUUUAUUAUAUAGUUUCAUAGUUGCCCUAAUAGAUCUUUGAGGAUUUAUUUGAUAGUUGUGUAGUUGUACCGCACAAAAUGUACCCUUAGUUCCUCUGACAUUGCAUUAAUUACUUAAUUCUCCAACACCAGGCGACCGUUAAACAGAAUCGAACCUUUCGGUUUAAUCCCUGUUGCUGCACCCCUUUCAACGCCGACUUUGAUGGCGACGAAAUGAACAUCCACUUGCCACAAACGGAGGAGGCCAGGGCUGAAGCAAAACACUUGAUGCUUGUAAGUUGGCGAGGCCCACCGCUGCGUGCCACUUGUAAAUGUCUUUGCCCACUUACUUUGUCAUGUCUAUUAUUCCGCGCAAACUUUAGACCCUGAAGAACAUUUCUAGUCCAAAAAACGGCGAGCCGUUAAUUUCCCCCAUCCAAGAUCUUAUCACCGCAACUCACUUGCUCACUCUCAAGGACGUUUUUUUCACGCGGGAUCAAGCCUGCCAACUGGCCUGUCAAAUUGUAUCGGGCAACCACGUUGGCCGACCUCUUCAGCUACCUCCUCCAGCCAUUAUGUGGGUGCGUUCGCGUGGGCGCUGUAGUUGCGCUGUUUGUCCGCUUUGUCUAGCCUCCAUCAUCUGAUAACGGUUUUUCGUUUCCCAACUCUAUAGCCGACUCGUCUCUGGACUGGAAAGCAAAUAUUCAACCUCAUUUUAUCACCACAUCCUUCUUGUGAGGUGAAAAUUAGCCUGCGAGUACCAACUAAAUCGAUCUACUCUGGUCGGGGUGAGGAACUCUGCCCCAACGACGGCUGUAAGUGGCAUUCUAAUUUUUGCCAAGUGUUCUACUUAUUUGAUUUCAACAGAAGUUAUUUGGUUAUUUGUUUUCUGCCGACUCCUAGUCGUGGUCAUCUUUAAUAGCGAACUCAUGGCCGGCUGUAUGGACAAGAAACUUUUGGGCGGUGGCAGCAAGGCGAGCAUAUUCUACAGCAUUUUACGGGACUAUGGCGGUGACGCCUGCGCAGAUGCCAUGUGGCGCCUUGGUCGCAUAUCCCUCUUUUACCUUGCUCACCGAGGCUUCUCAAUCGGAAUUGGUGAGGUGACCCCUUGCCCCCGGUUGCGUGCCGCAAAAGAGCAGUUAAUCCAUCAAGGGUAAGCCACGUAUUAUGUAAUUUUUCAUCAUUCGAAAGUGUGGAAAAUUUUCUUGGACCCAGUUUCCGAGGAUCAACUGUAAUCUUUUUCCACAUCCGACUUACUUUUCUGCCAAUUGAUUCUGUCAGUUGUUCUGCACUUGACCUCUAGUGACAGUUGCUAGAAAUGAGGUUCUCUUAUCGUACUCUAGAUAGCUCUCUGUCUUGGGCAGUUUAGCCAAACGUUAGGUGAGCAUCCCCCCUCCUUAAAAGACUUUUGCUCAACAGUAAUGCUGAUACCAACGCCCGCCACCCAAGGACAGAAGCAAAGGUGCAAGGAUCCUUUAACAUUUUAAAUUAAAUUACCCCUGGGCAACUUGCGUAGGGUCGAAAAGCAUCUCCAGCUGUCGUAAAAAUCCGACUGCUACCUUAGGAGUCAACCAUACGUAGGAGUUCGGGGAAAGGUGCAGUAACGUGAGGCGGGAGUGCCUAGAAACAACACCGGCAAUGUACUUCACGGUCCAGUUUGGCAUUAAGGGGCGCCUUCAAUCCACUGCAAAAACGAGAACGAUAACGACAUGGUCAUUACCCAAAGGAAGUGUCAGCGUUGACCAGCCCACACUCAGAAUGCAAGUUCCUACCCCGCUUCAGUGCCCAUUGUGUCCACCUCAGGACUGUCGCGACAUCAGCCCGCAAAACUCCACAUAACCAACUCACCUCGAAGCCUCUGUCAGUAUAAAGUGGGGAUUCGGUGGAUGCAAUGUUAGACGCAGCAGUUGCGAAACCUGAGUCCACGCAUGUUGCUCAGACUUGGCAUUUCGAUUGCUUCGUCGUCUACCUUAUUCCUGGGCCUGUCCAACAUGCGCGGCAUCUACGCAGCCACAUUCCUCUCGCAGCGUUUACUUCCAGUCGGCCGAAAAAACGCGCCCGACAGCAUACAGGUUUGGACAGGAGUGAACUCGCUUGCUAACUCCGGAUAUAUCGUGACACCGAUCAUAAAAACACUUCAUCGGUCAAACCUCAACAAUAGUCGUUGAAAGUGUCCAUCAUCAAUUACGACGGACGAUGUACGCAUUGCCUCGCCAGCUAUGUUUCUGGCCCUCCACUCCUUGAGUAUAUUUUUAGCACACUCCUAUGCCUGCUCUCCAAACCAGCAUUAUACACUGUUUUCCUUCAAUUCUGUCCUUUUUCAUACCCUGUUAUCUGCAUUAUUACUGCAUUCAGAUUCGCAAAAUGUGAAGACUUCAUCAAGCAAUAUGAAAAUAACACCCUCAAAUGCAAUCCUGGCUGCAGUAUGGAGGAGACCUUAGAGGUGCGUCAUCCCGUCCCCCUCCCGUUUCCUUGUUUGCAUUUUGACAAAUCGAACGAUAACAGAGUGCUCUGUAGUCCCUUUUAGGAAUGAACUGUCCUGCAAAGGUCUCUUAUGUUUGUUUUCUGCCGACUCCUAGUCGUGGUGAUCUUUAAUAGCGAACUCAUAGCAGGCUGUAUGGACAAAAAACUUUUGGGUUGUGGCAGCAAGGCGAGCAUAUUGUACAGUAUUUUACGGGACUGACUCCUCAACAAUGUGAUGCUAGAACCGAGGGCUGUUAGUUUCGUUAAGUGUUACUGGUGACUCCUCCAAGAUGUGUGCUUCUAAUUCUACAGACACCUGCAAAUAUAAGUUUUACAUUGCUUCACUGUUGGCAAAAUGGGUUGGCUUGCUCAUGUGUUUUCCACAGCCAUUUUAUCCACUAGUAGUCCUCGUCUCUCGAGUCCUCUCAUUCGAAGCAUCUAGAGACUCUGUGCCACAGGUCGAAGAGACUAUUUUGGCCGUUUCAUCCUCUCGCCAGUUUUCUCACCCAAGAAUAGUUCUUCUGCAGACCUUUUGUAAAAUAGUUCUUUUCUUGCUUCAGUCAAGCCUCAGCCAGGAACUUUCUAAGAUCCGGGACGAGGCUGGUUCCGCCUGUAAGCGCACCCUCUACCCUUCGAAUUCGCCGUUAGUCAUGGCUCAGUCGGGUUCAAAGGGUAAGUUAACAGUUUAUUUUCUCAGUCCUCCUCCUCCUCCUCCUCCUCUUCCCCCUUAUCGCGGUUCCCGAAAAAGUAGUUACAGUCUACAUCACUCCAGCAUCAUGUUCUUAGGUUGCAUCACACAGCGACGAACUGUGGCUGAUGGUUGAUCGGCAACGUCUAUCAUAGUUAAUCGCGCCGGUCAAGAGACCAUCUCGGGGAAGAAGGAGAAGACAGCCCGACCCCAUGACGUUCCGAACCCAUGGACGAGUUCGUCGUCGUCAGAUAGUGAGAAUUUGCCACAUUUGGUGUCCAUUAAUAAAUAGUAGGUCCAGUCGAAUUAUUGAACCAUCUAUGUUGGAGAUGACUGUUCAAGACCUCAAAUCCAGAACGUCAGAUAAGUAUCUCUUUUCCACGAGACCUGAAUUGUUUCUUACUCGGCUGCUCUGUUUGAAGGAUGAGGAGUCUCGGUUGCGUUCUUUUAGGACAUUCUCUGGCAGCUUAUCCUCACGACGUCAGCUGCGCCACCCCUCCUCUCCACCCACCCCUCCAUAAUCCGCUUCCACUGUUGCUUACCUUAAUUCUUAUGUCUUCAUUUCUGUCUUAAGUAGUCUACCUUCGCGAAAUUUUGAGAUUAUAACGAUGUUGCAGAUGUGCUUCUUCUGAAAGCCUUCAAUCCUUCUGAGUCUUCUUUUUGGGCCUGCCUUGUUUCCCGUCCCCAGGCUCAUUCUUGAAUAUUUCUCAAAUGAUUGCCUGUGUGGGACAGCAAAUCAUCGGAGGCAAGCGAGUACCGGACUCGCUGAACGGUCGCAGUCUCAUCCACUUUCCACCGGGUUCUCGAACACCCGCCGCAAAGGGUUUUGUCGGAAACAGCUUCUACUCCGGUCUAACGCCCUCUGAAUUCUUCUUCCAUGCUAUGAGUGGUCGCGAAGGUCUUACGGACACCGCUGUGAAGACAGCAGACACCGGGUACAUGCAACGACGAAUUGUCAAGGUAAGUGCGGGCCAAGUGUAGCCAGCGCAACUUGUCGGUUCUUCUCGACCAAUAGCGUUCUGAUGAAUUUCACCUACUCGCUGACUGACAUCUCUCGCGACCAGCAUCUUCUGUUAUCGCUAUUUUCUUUGCAUAUUCUGUGGUUAGUGUUUAUAUGCCUUGAGGUCUUUGCGAUUAGUAAAAUUCGAACAGACUGCUGGUUUAGAUUGCGCAAGCCUGACCAUGACAAGCGAUGACGCCACCGUGUGCUCUACAGAGAGGGCGUGAAUUAGCUUAUGGCAAGGCAAACUUGCGCAGCAUCCACCUCGCUCUCUCAUGCGUCAUCCACGUUGUUCCGGUGGCGAGACAAAGUCAAGACAACAGUAGAUUGGUGCAGAAAAAUUAGUGGACAAAGCCGAACAGCCCGUGUACACCUGCCACACACGACCUGAUCUACGCUCCACAUGUACCAGUCCACAACAAGAACUUACCGGAUCCCACAUAGGUGACAACGCCAUAAAGUUCGCACCAAGUAGGAGUAAUUAGAGCCUGACCACUAGUCCUGGGAAAAAACAAACCGAGUUGGCGAACAUUUAUAUGGGGACAGGGUACAGUCAAGCAUGUCAGUGAUUGAAAAAAUCGACAAAAGUUAGUUUCAAAACACAGGCGGGGCGAAAGUGGAAAGGCGCAGAAAGUUGCAUGUGGUUCGUGAACCUUUGACCACGGCAAUCGCGGAGCCUGCACGAGGUUCUUCUGGGCGCAUAGAGUCGGUUUUCGUAACCUGAUUGCGGCCGCUUCUGCUAUUACCAACAGGCGCUGGCCCAGCAGCCUAGGAUAGCUCGAGGAGACCCUAUAAAUCACGCGAAAAGCUUCGCUGGGGGUGCACACGAUGCCCUGGAUCGACUGCAUGCGCAAGAAUGGCGCUGCUUAUGCUCCUGGUUUCGCCUUUUGCCAGCUCAUCAGUUGUUAGCCUUCCAAGUAAAGACUCUAAGGGCGUCGUGAUAGAUUCAGGCAUGUAUGUCAGAUUUCUUAUGGUGAGGAGUGUUCUGAUGCGCCGUGAGGGCGAAUUUCCUACUGUCGUCCUCACUCUCGCUCCCUUGCACCGACCGACUGUUCGGACCUGUUAAAGAAUUGAUGAAGAGACUAGGCGUAGUUUCUGGCAAAACUGAGCGGCCCCUCUACGCGUACUGCACGACCUGAUCCUCAUUUCAUAUGCCAGGCUACCCUAAAGCACAUGUUUUAUAUUUGCGUGAGGUCUCCGCAGUCUCUCAUGCGACGUUCCACACGCCACAUUGGCGCUGGCAAAAUGUAUCGCGUGUUUACUACAGGAGUGAUGCAGGAUGCGUUACGAUGAGGUGUCGUCUGUGUGCGUGUUUUGGAACGCGUUCGUGUGUGGUAAGUAGGGCAUGAUCUCGGGGUGGAGUCUGGGUUAUGAUGUGUUACUGGGGAUUUUCGUUGGUGCGCGUAUGCCCGAAUAAACCAAUGUGAUGACCGAAUGUCCUGACGAAGUGUGGGCAAGCCAGACGGGAGUGACGAGUUUAUGUUGGGUCUCCCGGCAUUACUUCAACAGGCCCAGCGCAAUGGAUUCGCAAAACGCCGAACAGGCUGAUGCGUGACUUAGAUUUACGUUGGCAGAAUAGACAAGAGGUGACCGUCUACGGAGCUGCUUGUCGUAAGACACUGCUGUUGUUUGUGAUGCGUGUGCCGAUGGUGAUAAAGAGUCCUUACCUGUGGGAGAUGAGCUGAUCGUAGUGAUAUUGCAGGGAAUCCUGCUGUCGUGUAUGCGCAUAUGACCGAAAGAACCCUCUGUGGUGCCUGAACGUCCUGGGACAGUGUGGGGGGGUGGGUCUGAGGCAUAUGUGACGGGUGUAUGUCAGGACUCCAGGCACUAGUUCGCCAGCCUCAGGCAAAUGAGCGACGAGGCUGAUGCGUCCUUAGGAGGUGCGGUCGCAAUAAAAACACAUUGGAGCCCAGUCCGCAUUGACUGUAGGAGGGGAUAUGAUGGGGACGGUAGACUGGAUGACAGGAGUGUUCUCACUGUCGAUGCUGGUGGUAGUGACGAUGUUUGUGUUGGCUUUGUUUUGGGAGAUGGGAGGCGAGUUCUUCACGGUAACGAUGCACUGACUCCGGAGAUGUCCAACGAGGUCAGUUAAUACCUUAAAUUUUCGUCGAAAGUGUGAGUACAUUUCAGUUUCUUGUCCGUGGCAAGCUGCGUAGAUUGCUCCUCCAGUUUUUACGCUGGUGCGCCACGCCUUCCGAUUUUUUGCGGAGGUCGCUGCAGGUCUCAGCGCCGAUGUGCAGGUGCAGGUGUGUCGACGUUUUUGUCCGCCUUGUCCUCGGACACCCGCAGCGACGCCGUAUAGUGGUCUCAGGAAUACUUCAUCGUUCAUCCUAACGACGUUACUGCUCCAUCCGAGUUGAAUGUUCUUCAACAUGACAUGGAUACUGAGGAUGACGGUCCUAUCCAGCAUCUCGGUGUCUGGCAUUCUUUCAUGCCGCUUCAUCUUCCAUAGUCUCCGAAGGCAUUUGUGCUAGAAAUAAGUGAGUUCUCUUCCUUGGCUUUUGUAGUCUGUCCAUCUCUUCGCCCAUAGGGGAGUGUUGUCAAGACAGCAGCCCUCCGCACCCUUAACUUUGCGUUCAGGUGAAUGUCGCGGCAGUUCCAAGACGGGUGCGGUAGCCGAUCAUUGUUGAUCUUACUGUUUCGUGAAACUCUCCUCCUCAGAUAUGCGAAUUUUUCGACUGAUGUUAGGCGAGUUCCGCUGAUUUUGAUUCUGGGUUCGUUGUAGUCAUCAUUUUGCGCUAGUUUUUGCAUGACCACUUUCUCCUCCUUGCCGAUUGUCAGUCAGAAUUUGGAGUGGUCGGAGACGAAAAAGUGAAUGCUGCGCAACAUGUUCACUUCCGUUGUAUUUAGCGCACUGUCAUCCGCGAGCAAGUGAUCGUGGACACUGACCUUGGAGGCUCUUUAAGAUGUCCGCAUGCGACAGAUUCCCAGCCGUUCCUCACAGGAAAUAUUCAACAGCAUGGCGGAGAACGUAGAAUUGAAGGGGGUGGGGGCGGGUACAUAAUCUUGCCUUGCCCCAUAUGUCGCCGCGAAUUCUGGAGAGGCCACCCCGUUGUUGGUGACGCGCCACCAUUCCGUCGUGUGAAUUGCUACGAACAUUCAAAUCUCGGCAUGAUUCACUAGAUUUCGUCGCUAUUCACCGUGUCCUAGAGCCUUGCCAGAUCUACAAAGUUGUAUAUGGACUGGUCCGUACUUUCUGACACUUAACUUGCAGUUGGCGGGUUGCGAAGAUCAUGUCUGUCGUUUGAUAUCUGGGCUCUGUUUCUGGAAGGAGUACCUGCCACAGAUGCAUGCUUAGACGAUUGAGUAGGACUCGGGUGAAGCUUUUGCCUGUAGCGUUAUGAAGUUAGGUGCCUCUAUGGUUAGAGCGUUGGCUGCGCUAAAGCCUUCCCCUUACUGCGUGGGUUCGAAUCCCACCGAGGCGCCGAGUUUUUCACAGUUGGGUCAAUAUGUAUCAGAGAGUUGACGGUUUCCUUUGCGUUUUCAUAUGUACACGAUGAGGGCAUCCUUAAAGCCUUAGGGGAUUUCCUUUUGCAAUCGCAUGUACUUAAACAGUUAUGGAUACUUUUCCGUGAGUUGUGGGCCACCUUAUUUGUAAAUUUCGACUGGUAUUCUGUUGGCUUCCCGUGCUUUCCCAUUGGACCACUAUUGCACUGCCCUGAUUUUAUCUAAUGGGGAUUGGUGUCGUCUUUGGUAUUCACUUGGGGAAGUCGGUUGAUACCUUCUUCGUAGAUUGUUGGCGGGUGGUUGAUGGCAUCUCUGGAGUGCUCAGCUCAAAGAUUCAGAAUCUCCACUUUUUCGGACAAUAGCAGUGGUGCAGUCUUCCUGACCUGUGGACCGUAGACCACUUUGCCAGUCUCGAGGAGAUUCCCCAUCUCACCAUGUUCGACACAUCCUUGGAGUUUCCCAGGUUUGCUAAUUAGCCAGUCGUUCUGCCUCUCCCUCAGCCUCUGUUUUAUUAGCCGUCUGCUUUGGAAGUCCGUGGACUCGUUGGCGUCGCUACUGUUUUUGGCGUAGAUCAUGUGUAGACUGUUAUUCCCUUAUGGUAGGUGUCGGAUUUCGUCGUCGUCGAACCAAUUCUAGUGCUGUCCGCGUGCACGACCGAGGAUCUUCAGAUCGAUGGCCUGAAUGACGCGCCGCACUUCCUUCCAUUGGGUCUGAACUGUAGCAUUUCCUUCCAGGACUUGGAUUUCACCAGAGGUUGAUUUGGGCGAUUGUUCGUGUUACCGGUUGUCAGACGGGUUUAGUAAUACAGUAUUUACCUUACCUGGUGUUCGCUUACCUUGCGACACCGGCGGAGUUGCUGUUCCAACAGGAUGUUAGAGGGGACAAGAUGGUGGUCCGUCCAGCAGUCUGCAGCACACAUUGCCUUGGUUAUUGGCGCGUCACGUUGGCCACGCCUCCGGACGAGGACGUAGCCCACCAGCUGCAAAUGACGCUAAUGGGACUGCAUCCACGCCCUCUCCCGGAUCAGAAGGCGAAGGAUGUUUGUCAGGGCUAGCCUGUGUUCCUCGCAGGCCUGCAGGAGGUGGUCAUUGCCUUUGUUGCUACUGAUCCACGGUGACUUAACUCAGUUGGUGAGGACGAGCAACGAGGCCAUUUCAUUGUACGGAGGGAAAAUAGUUAGGUUCGUGCGUUAAAAAGUGUCCAUUGAACAAUCUGCCUGCCCUUAGGAUAGAAAAUAACACAUAGGUAUCUUCACACAUUAUCGUUAGUGCAGACGACUUUCUCUCCAUGUGUAUGUCUGCUGGGAAGGUAAAUACCUCCUGUCCGUCAUCAGCGCACUAAAAGUAGCCUAUGUUUUUAAAUAACUUGUGGAGGGCCUUCUAAACCAGUAAAUAGCCGAAAACUAUCCGCCAGUGAGCAUGCUUUUUCCAUAACUGUUUUCCACUCAUUUGCGUACGCCCACCAUGACCAUCUUAUUCAAUGUUGUAGUUCUUGGAAGACCUUACUGUCACUUACGACGGGACGGUGCGUGACAGCAGAGGUGACAUUGUACAGUUUCGAUACGGCUCCGACGGAUUGGAUCCAUGUGAAAUGGAGUUGGAGGCUUUCCCUGCGGACCUGAAACGAGAAUUAGCCAAUAUAAGGGUAAGUCUUGGCGAUCUUGUGAAAAAACUGCUCCGUUCAACAACAUGUCUUCGCUGUUCUUUUCUGCCUUCUUGUUGCAUCUUUCGGACGGUUGAAGUAAUAAAUGUUCCCAUGCGAGCUUAUUUUAAAUUGACUUACAGACCGUACUUUCUCCCCUGGUGCUCCACUACACUUCCAAAAGCCUGAAUUUUCAAGCUUCGUCGGAGUAUCUGCUUCGCCGCCAUGCCCUCAUGCCUUUGGCCCUUGUUAAUCAUCUUUCUUUACUAAAGGCCCACUCUUGUCGCAGUGUCCUACUUUCACUUUUUCCUUUUGCCUGUUCUCACGCCUUAAUGUGGGGAUUCAGUUAAAUUUGGGUCGACGGGCCUGCAUUCUUAAUUUCAGCAGUCCCGUAUGAGUAGUUAAUAGUCAGGUGACGCUCUGGGUCACUUUUAACAGUAUUUUCGUCAGACUUUUGUUUGUAAACGUCCUUUUUACACUAUUAGGGUAUCACGCCGUGCUAUUCUGAGUCCUCAAUGACCGCGGAAGAGGUAGAAAUUGCUAUCGAGGCCGCUCUACAGCUCCCAGCGUUCAGAGAUCUUGACGGAAUUCUCUCGUCACACAUCAAGUCAGUGGCGUCUACUUUUCCUCCAGUCAUCGGUUUUCUAUACGUGCAGCAUUUUCCUAUUGUUUUGUUUUUUUUCUACGCAACUGCCUAUGCGUGUGCAUAUAUCAUGGUAAGUAAUAGAUCCCAUUGAUAAAAUCAAACAGUUUUGCUUUCAUUUGCGAAGCAUUUUUGGAAUAUUGAGAUCGACCCUUCCUGGUAGCGACCUUCAUAUCAAUGUCUCCGAUGGCAGACGCCUUUUUGCACCAGAAGACCCCCUACACUACCCUUGUGACUGGCCUUCCGUAUUUUGUCCCUUAACUCUCUCUUCUCUGCAUGCACACCCAGAUCCUUCUUCGACACUCACGUCCUCCCGCGGAUGCGGGCUUUUCCCUGGCGGUCAGAGUCUGCAGCCGCAAAGGACGCCACUGAUCAAGUGGAACGUCUGACGCGCACCCAACUGCGCCUCUUCCUGAUGCGGGUGAAGAAGAAGUACGAGCGUGCCCUUAUGGAGCCCGGUACCGCGGUAGGCGCUCUCUGUGGCCAAUCGAUUGGCGAACCGGCCACACAAAUGACUCUGAAGACUUUCCAUUUCGCUGGUGUCGCCAGCAUGAAUAUUACACAGGUGAGGGUUCUGGUGUCUUUUUCUUACAUGACAAGUUCCAUUUCCUUCUCUUCUUCCUUACAGACCGUCAUAUCAUGUUAUUAAAUGUCCGAGUUCUCGAUGAAACUGGAAUAGACCACAGCCCUUCACUGUGUUAUCGUUCAGUAAAGGAGAAGCCAGUCAUAUGAUUUCACGUUCGAAUGCUUCCGGUCUUAACAAGAAACGCUCUUUUCUGUGACGUUCGCACCGGUUGUUCGACAAACCGGCUGCUGUUUCGUUUGGACUCCUCCGCGAACUUCCCAGAGCACAUUUAACCGUUAUCUAGUGUCAGGGCACUCAUGUUCCCAGUCUUCUUGAAGGCAUCCCACGGAACAUGAUGCACGUAAUUAGGCGAACUAAUACAAAAACAGCACGGGCGACAACUGGGAUUUAGUAGUCAAACGUUAAUUCUACUUGUCUUCAGGGCCACUUGAUCCAACCUAUAAAAGGGCUUCUACUACUACUGCUACUACUACUGAUAGUUCAGCCGUCUUGUCCGACGAUGCCCACCACGUGCUCCACAACAAAGUGGGAACAGGCACGGUGAAUUGCUCAUAAACUAGUUUUUAAUGAGGGCAGACUUGCGCAGCAUCUACCGCACUCUCUCCUUUCCCCCCAACUUGGCCCGGUGUCAAGACGUAGUCAAGAAGACUGGAGGCAGGGGAGGGCGCAGGUGGCUGGAACGGCCGGAUCCGUACCUUGGCGUACUACCACACCCUCUGGUCCACAAAAAACACUUGACCAGGCUUUUAACCAACAGGAAAAUAAACGGGUCAGAACGAGGAGGGAUGACUGGGCAAUCAUGCACACGGGUCGUAUACCCAGGGGGUGCGCAAGCGCAUCUGCCCGCAGGGAAUCAGGUGCCAGAGAACUGCCAGCGCAUACCAGGCUGCGAGGGCCAUGGUUUGCUGAAUCAUGGCAUAGCAGAUGCUCACAAACCUUGGGGCACAAAAGUGUGACACAGCCCUGCCUUUGCCUUUGCCAUCGCCCUUCAAAGGCUGGGUAACGAAUCAGUCAUCGAUUGAGGGGUGAUACCCCUAUAUGUACCGUGGGACGACUACCCAGUCUGCCGAAGGGCAUCAAUGAUCGCCUAUUAAGCCUCCGCUUGCGUCUUCGUUGAGGCAAAUUCGUUACCGUCGUCAAAAUCUACGCCCCUCGAUGACCAGCUCUGACGCGGUAAAUAAAAAAUUCUACGGGAGCCUGCACGCCCUUCUGGCGACUAUGUCGAAGACGGAUAAGUUGAUUGUCCUUGGUGACCUCAACACCCGCGUGGGAACAGAACAGGCUGCUUGGAGAGCAGUGCUGGGUCCCCAUGGUAUCAGCGGCCUCAAUGACAAUGGCCUGCUCCUCCUAUGAACCUGCGCAGAGCACCGCCUCAUCCUGUGAAACACGCUUUGCCUUCCGACGCGAGAGAAGACCACAUGAAUGCACUCGGUCUUCUUGAUCAUGUUUUGACACCGGGCCAAGUUGGGGAGGAGGAGAGAGUGCGGUAGAUGCUGCGCAAGUCUACUCCCACUAGAAACUAGUUUGUGCGCAAUUCACCGUGCCUGUUCUCACUGUGCCGUGGAGCACACGGUGGACAUCGUCGGGCACGGCAUCGAGCUGUCAAGCGAUGUUCGGCGAGCUAUCCUGAUUACAAAGUCGUAUGCGAGUGCCCCCCUUUGAGAGGUUGCGUCGUUUUCGUCAUCAGCCGUGCACACCUUGAUUCCAUCUGGGAAAAUCGUUUAAUUGAAUCCCUUCCCCCCUUUCUCAUUGGGCUUGAUGCCGCCUCUCGAUUACUGAUAGCCAUAACGUUCAUAAGUGACUUUAAGUCGUAAAAUCUGAAUGCAUGCUUGAUAAAUAAACGUUGCUACUGGCAUCUGGAGAGCAAAGUCUUAAUCAUUCAUUAAAAUUGCGAUAUUAUCGUUUUUUUCCAUUGUCUACGGCGUUAAACGUGGUAGACAGUGCACGGUUUUUGUAUGGUGGGUACAACUUAUUCACUGAUUUAGGGCAUUUCGAAACGCAAUCCGUUAUUUACGGACGCAAUACUCUUUCUGCCAACAGUCAACUGCAUCAUUCCUGCAAUUAUCAGAUCAUAUUCUCAGAGCUAAUGUGAGGUAAAAAGUAACCAAAUUUAAACGCUAAUUCGCACCAGUGCUGCAUUAAACCCCCUCAGGUAUCACUUUUCCGUGUGUUGUUAGCACGCUCACGACUAUUGAAGUUCAUAUUGCGUCACAAACCUCAUAACCACCCUGUUAUUCUGGCUUCACCAUCCGAGGAGGAGGAGGUAACAUAGUAGGCUAGCUUAUACUGUCCGGACUUUUGAGAGCUUCGCGCUCUUCAUAGUUAAAACUGUGGUGGUAGUAAUUCAGGCUCUGCCUACUUACACCUGUAUUUUUCAGUUUACCUAGUUUUUCUGUUGGUUCCUGCAGAUUUUGUUUUGUUACUUCUUGCGCAUCUUUGCCAUUGGUUGGCUGGGAAAAUUUGUUCGCUUCACUUCAAUAGCCUGUAUGCGCCCGCCUGUCACGACCGAUUUCCGCGCCUGUUCGUGAUCGGAGCGUAGGCAAGUGCCUGUGGCGCGGUCGGCCCCCCAGCUUGACGGUCUUCCGGUCAAGGAGGGUGGCGAUUUUGCGCUGCCGUUUACCGUUCGUGUGAGGCCACGCUGACCUUCGGUACGAUUAAGAGCGCUCGUUCUUACGUUAAGCCGCUUUAGUAGUGUUUCGUAAGUUGGAUUCAGGUCAACACGCAGAGGUUUAGUUCUUUGUGUAGGACAAACUUCUCGCUCCUUUCCUUUUAAUUAUGCUGAUUGGUCUGGUGGAUGUUUCUAGUCCACUCGAAAUUGACCGUUGGUCCUACCUGCCGCAUGUACAAAAGAUUGGCUCUUUCAACGGAUUGCGCUACAAAUGCGUUGGACCAAAGCGGGGCUCGGACAGUUGACUGGUGUCUGGGUGAAAAAAGAAAGAGGCCGGCACUGGCGAACCAAUCUCCACGACGCAGAUGGGGGCAACGAUCGGGUGAAGGACUCCAAACACACACACACAUAACCAGCCAACGGUGCCUGUCUUACGGGAAAGGUGGUAAUAGGGCUUUAACGUGCGGGGCCUAUGUAUACAUAGAGGAAUGGCAAAACAAGUAUAGAUAAUUGGUAAAUUCCUUUUUGCGGGCGAGAAGUUUUAAUGCAUUGACAUAUACCAACCGAAAUCAAGCAGGACAAUUAAAAAAUAAACAUUAAGUGUCUAUAACGAUCGCUUCUCGACUCUCUGAGCUGACGUCAUUGUAGGUAAUCCACCAGACCGUCUACAACGGACGACCCAACUUUGUACGAUGAACCACCAAACUGAAAUAAUCGUGUCGGAUUAAAACCCACUUAAGUUAGUAUAGAGGUAUUCUUUGUAUGCCAGGGAUGCUUGGGGUCCUUCACCAGAUCCUUACCCAGACUGGCACAGUGGAUGUCCUAUCUCAUGAAAUGUUGACCAAAAUUCCGAAAUGCGAUUGUAAUAUUGUAAGGUUGUAAUAUUACUUCCCGUGCAGCAUGAUCCAAAGUUAUUUCAGUCACGUCAGGAUUCCGGCCCUUGAAUGAGAUUCUUUUCGGCCGUCUGCAAAAACUACUUCAGUAAAAAUUAAGUAUUUACUUAAUUAGUACGAGUUUUCUCGUUGAUUUUCGAUGCCCUUAUAAGUUUGAGUCUGUUUUAUAAAACGCAUGCACAAAAUGUCCGUUCCUUUACCUAUUUGGUAGCAAAUUAAGUUGCCUUUAAAUAUCAUACCUAAAGAAAGGGGCGUCGGGCAGCGGCACAAGAUCGGCGUAACACGCGUGUCUGGGCUUUUAGCUGGUACCUGUGUUGUCAAUACGGUGAAUUAUUAUGCAGUUUGUUUUUCUGUUUAAAAGAAAGAUAACCCAUCUGAUCUUCUUUUCAGGGUGUGCCUCGAAUGCGGGAGAUUGUGAAUGCAGUGGCUAACAUCAAGACACCCCUCAUCACCGUCACGCUCUCAGAUCCCUUCUCUGGUUGGCUAGCACGCCGCGUCAAACUGUCGAUUGAGCUAACGCGAUUGGCUGAUAUUGCUUUACGACUCCGUCAGUGCCUCACUCCGGACGAUGUUUACGUGGCCGUCGAGUUGGACCUCAAACGCAUGAAACGGCGUGAAAUCACCCCGGCCCAGACUGCGGCCGCUAUCCGUGCGGCCAAACUGAAGAACCUGAAGCUCUCGGUGGGUACUUGUCACUCUCAUACUUUCCAGCCGGAAGAGAGGCCUGCCUGUUAGCGUAGUUGUAAGCCACCCGGCUCCUCUGCAGGCGACCAAUAGUGGGACAGUUUAACACGUUCACAUUCAUAGUUUUAAAAAAACCUGGUUAGCAAACCCUUCUGUUUAUGUGCUUCCAGCACAUUCGAAAUUUAACGAUCCGGAGGCCAAAUUCAUAAAAGUCCAAGGAAUCUUAGGUCAUCGCGUAAAUUACAAAACAAGCCUCUAUGCUGCAGUUAACGUACUGUUUACAGUAACUGCGCUUUCUGACCUCAAACUGGUGGUACCCUAAGACAUCUAAAUUCUUCAUUUGUAGUAGUCAAGACGCCAAACUGAACACUGGCAGUAGUAGCAGGAAAUAAUGUGCAGGAACUACUAACGCGCUUCGUUCUACAUUCGGGCAUUGCUGAGUAUUAAGUAAGUAGUGUCUUCGAACGUCGCAAAAUAGACACAAAUUCUUUGGAGACUAACUGACAUCCCCCAGCUGAUCUCCCAUAUUGGCAUACAGAAGUUAAUCUACACAGGUGAGGCUUUCUGCGGCCGCUAGUAGUACUAAGUAAAAAAAUGCAAGCCGCAACUCUUCACAAAAUACAGUAACCAGCUAAGUUGUGUGAUGGCGGGUGUCCACAGUCAGUUUAGCAAGGUAGAGUUUUCGUGUUUGCCCAAUUGCCGACUGUUCCACUGAGCCCUCAUAUUCCGUGCAUAUUGGCCAACUUCUGAUGUUCAGGAUGCUUUAGUCACCGAGUUUUCCAUCUACCUUUUUGUCUUCAGCGAGUCACCUAUUCCGAGAAUUAUGUCAACGUCUAUCCAGUGGAUCUGAACAAGCUGGAGACCCUGACCACUCUUUUGGAGACGGUGGUUGUGAAGGGCAUCCCGGACGUUGCGCGUGUCGUCGUUCAAGAAGCUCAGGAUGGUCAACACCGAGUCUUUGUGGAGGGUGCUAAACUGCAAGAGGUAGUUGAGCCUGUCUCCUCCCUCUUUCACUUGUUUACUCGCGGAAUUUGUAUAAUGCUUUUUCGUUGUACACUUCCUCUAGCGUAUCUUCUGUCGAACUCCUGCCACCUAGUUCCCGACAUUGUAGAAGGACCUUUUUUUACCAAAAAACAUCGCCUCCUGCAGACUAAAAUUUAAAGCAAGGAAUCCACGGCUUAAGCGCACAAAGAUGAGAUAGAUUACUAGAGGAGACAUCAAGAUGAGUCUUGUGCUGAAAAGACGAGCCUGUGUAUCCCUUCUCUGAUAAGUGUGGGUUUCAGAGAACGGUUGGCAAAUAUCAUUGCGCAAAGACGGCACAAAAUAACUACUUGAAUGCACGCAACAAGCGGAAGUGGAAAAAGCGGAGGAUCACAUUUGUUAUUCUUCCAGUGGUUUAGAAAUCAGCCAAUUGAAGCCAUGAUGGGCGUCUCCGGUCAUAAUUGAGAAGAGAAGAUGAUUGUGGUUACCUAAUAAUGGUCUUUACAAAACUGCCGAAAAUAAGUCAUAUGGACUUCUUUAGCUCUAAAGAGCCUGAUGCCUACUGAUAAGGCAUUCUGCCAACAUGUAGCUGGGUUGAUCUAUGUACUAUGAUAAAAUAAUUGACCGGAGUCGGUCGGUGGACGGGGACUCGUCUACCAUCAACAAUGGAAAAAAAGAUCUUUUCUGUCUAUUGUUCCUCAGACGAUGACAAAAUCCUAGCUCUCAAAUCUUCAACCCGGUCUUCUAUUUUGUUUCAAGAAUCGCUUUCUAAUCCACAUCCUUGUUGGAUUUUUUGUCCCCUUGACUGUCAUGUAAUCUCUCAAACCGGAGACUUGACAAUGGACGACGCGUUUCUUCCGCAAAUAUCGGCAUUCAGCUACUUGCAACAAUGCUCACGGACCAGCACUGAGAGCGUCGGUGGGGUGGGGGGGGUGACUGGAUUCACCCACUUUUUUCUUAACAAAGCGGUCCAGAUAGGUUUUGAUGGUUUUGUUUCCAUUAUUAGUACUACUGUUUUGCAGCUAGUUCCUGAUUGCCAACUGCCGUCCCGUCUGUCCGACAACUUACCUAGGCGGUUGAAUGUGGAUCUAGUCCCCGCCUUUCUGCCACUGCAGGUUUGUUUGUGAGUGGUCCGACCUUACACUCCAGCUAAAGCAGAUCGCUUAACUAAUUUUUGGUUUUCCGUCUGGAUCUCACCUUUUGCGAAUGACCCGUCAUUCUUUUACCGUCUUCCUUGGCCUUGUUCUUUGUUCAUCGUUGUGAGACCUUGAGCUACUGAAGAUAAAACAGCGUGCAGUGCGGGAGUUUGGUGAUAAAGAUAGCAGGACUGAAACACCGACUGUUUCGUGACAAUUCGCGUCCUUUCGGGACAGCCAAAUUGCGAUCAGAAACAACCUGCACAUGCCCGACUGGUCUAAGAAAUAGCUUACCAGCACUCUUAGGUCAAAGUUCCACGAAGCGGUCCUCGCCAUGGCAGGGUGGCCAGUUACUCGAGCGGGAACAAACGCAUCCCCAACUGCUGCUGGUGAUCACGCAGUAGGCCUCAAUGAACACGUAUACAAUGGCAGAGGUCAUUUUUCAGUCUCCAUAUGUGAAAACUUGUGUUCUGGGAUGCAAACAGAUUGUUUUGAGUAUGUUCCUGUGUGAGAUAAACAUUUGUCUGCUAUUCCUGGCCUGGUCGAGAAGAGCCUGUAAUCUUGAUGCAAGGCAGUUCCUUUAGCAUUGACCAAAAUCCACUGUCUGAUUCAUCAAUCUAUUGAACUACAGCCUGUUGACUGAAAACGAUGUUUAUACUUCGUGGGGACACCGGUCUGGAGGUUCCACGACUACCUGCCCCCUUUAAAAGCUAGCCAGACGGAAUCCAGCCUAAAUCGAUCCUAAUCAGGGAUCUUUUCUGAUUUCUUUCAGGUAAUGUGUAUUCCUGGAGUUGUGCCCGAGAAGACAAAGAGUAAUAACAUCCUUGAGGUUGAACGGGUGCUAGGCGUUGAAGCUGCUCGCCGUGUGGUUAUGGAUGAACUCCUAGCCGUUAUGGAAGGUCAUGGCGUAGAAGUGAAUAUUCGUCACGUCAUGUUGUUAGCUGACCUCAUGACCAAUCGGGUACGUCUCCUCGUCUCUUGCUCUCAUUCCAACUUUCGUCACUAGCCAGUAGCUUAUUCCAUCACCUAAUUUAUUUUCCUCACUCCUCUAGGGUGAGGUCUACGGCUAUCAGCGGAGUGGUAUGGCCAAGGGCAAAAACAGUGUCCUCUGUCUAGCUUCGGUAUGUUCCUGUUUUUUGCCGAUGUCCCCCAACCCACAACGUCUGAAGACGAAAAUUUAAGUUCUGGAAGCAUCUGGAACGGGGCGGCUGCUGAAAUAGCAGAAUAGAGACCAUGCCAGCCCAGAUUCUCACAUUUCUGAAACCCAAAGGCAGAGACAACACUGAAAUGCGACUGACAGAUCCGUUUUCUUGCAUAAAUUAUAUCUACCAGAACUUGUCCCAAUAUGCCAUUUUAUCCAGUUGUCUUUGCGUCAAGGAACCUUUCGAGCACUUUAUGGCGAAAUAAAAAAGAAUAGGAACGCCCUGGUAGCCGGCAGCUACUCUGACAGGAACCGGAAAAGGUUGUUUUUAGGUGGAAGGAACCCAUGUUUUGCUGUUGCUGCACUAACAACGCAUCGACCAUACCCACAAUGAAAAAAAUUGCUUAGUGUUUUCAAACUUAAUACUAUAUUUACGGGUUGGAUGCAGACGGCGUCUCGCAUUAUCUGAUGGUACUGUCAACAAGUAACAUGACUGUUGUCUCAGCAUUAUGUCUGUGUUGUACGGGUAUGACUUUGUUAGAAAUCACCUACUAGAUUUAACUUCAUUGCUGCAGCUUGGAGUAAUGCCCCAUGAAGGCCGUUAGAGGAAGGUUUAGAGUGAGACAAUUUGGGGCCUCUCUGUUAUGUCAGGACGUGCAUGUGAUUGUCCGUGAGCGCCUCCUCAGGCGCAAGUCACCAGUGCUGCGCUCACUCCGUAGGGCACGCGGUGGACGUCGCCGCUUGCGCCGGUCAAACCAUUGGGUGCCUCUUGAAGUCGCCCACCGACAAGAUGCACCAAUGUUACAAGAUGGAUCGAAUGUUGCAACCGACAAGAUCCGCCGCAGUACCUGCACGUUAAUCUGUUGCUAAUGAAGUGUCUACCACACCUGCCGCGUCCCAUUGGCAAGACGAGGUUGAUAAAGAUGUAGCCGAGACCGAGUGCAGCCCAACGCGUGCUACACACACGCUGGUACCGACGCCAACCAGGCCCCAAUUGGGUCCCGGAGCUCCCAUCGAGGAUGCUUUUUCACAGAGGCUGCAUUGCAAUCUGGCACAGGGAACCGAGUUAACACCUCUGCCGGCAACCAUCCGAGCCACCACUUUAAAGCGCGCCAUGCCAGUUUGCAACACAGCAUAUUUAUUUUAGUUGAGGCUGCGUAUACUGGCUCAGUCGCGCUGUCUUUUCUCCUUUCCCAUCCUAUGUGAGUGACGCCUCUGCGUCAAGCUCAUUGCGGACGAUAUCGGACGCGGUAGCUGACUUGAUGUAAAACCGCCACCUGACGUGUACCAUGCACACACAUAUGACACGCAUUAGGGACUAGUGCAACAGCUCAAUUUAUGUACCUGCCAACGGUCUGCCUACUUCUCACUGUCAUUUAUUUUCCUCUAGUUUGAAAGGACUGGGGACCAUCUCUUUGAGGCUGCCUACCACGCGCAAGAUGACAACCUGACAGGUGAACGCUGAACUUAUCUCCUGUACUAGCUCUUCCAUUUUUACCUUGUCAUCCUCCGUUUUGGCUGGUGUGAGAGCAUUGCCCAACCAGUAGCCGCCUCGCCCUCCACCAGCGAUGACCUUUCGUCCCAGUACUAUUCACUGGCCGUCAUUCAUAGCAUUCGGGGUAGCCUCUCGGGCGGUGGAAGGCGCUCGUCGAGUUAGCCUCCUUACACGUAAUUCUCGCCUAUAGCCUCGAGCAAUCUUUGCCAUGACGCUUCAAUUGACGCAGUCCCGAUGUACCAGAGGCGGACGGGAACGCUAAGCUUCAAGUGUAGGAUCUAUAGAAAACGAUUCCUGUACCUGGCUCUCGCAAAACCGCGUCCAGCUCAUCUCAGCCCGACUCACCUUUUGCCAAAUGGAGAGCUAUGACCUGAGUGCCCUGCUGGGCUUGUCGACGGGGCAUGGCGCUGAGAGAAACAUCCCUGUAAACCCAAGGAGCUGUGUCAGAGGGCUGGAUGGUAAUUUCCUGUCGGUGGUCCGAAAUCAAAAAAUUGUUACACUGUUCACAACCUUCCUAUCUGAACUAUAAGUAGCAGAACUACACUUAAAUGUCCCUUUUGUCUGACUGGGAAAAUGUGCUCUAUGCAGUUUGGCCGGCUCUUCUAUGGCCAACCGCGUCUGAUGGAAAACCUCUAGCCAGCAUGCCACGGUGAAUAGAAAUGUCCACCACAGCGCACAGGAUCCGCAAGAAACCGAAUACCAACAACCAGACCAGCACGUUGAACUCCCGACGAAGCACGUUAUGGUUUGUCCUCUAACGCUCUUAUUUGUUCCACUGAGAACAUCGAGACCGAUCCUAGACUGCGUUGUCACGGCCGCUGCAGAAUCCAAUGCAUAAAAUAGCCGCUGGCUGCAGGUUUCGGUGUAUUGUUCAUCUUACCUUGGCUUUCCACGUUUGCAUGUUUUUACCCGACACAUCUGGCGGUAUGAAAUGCUACGAGCAGAACCAUUUCUGGUUUAGCUCCCUUAAUGGGCCAACUAUACCUCAGACCGCGAAUCCCUGAAGAGUGAACCCGGUUGGCUGGUCACCGCGCUUGGGUCGUCUGCUGUACCAUUUAGGCCAUAUGCCCACGUCCUCUCAGCUGAUCUCAGAAAUAUCAAGUCACGUGGGAGUGGAGUUCAUCUAUCCUGCUUGUAGGAUGGGAUACGGCCUAUUUCGUUUCUUUGCAAGGCGCGCAGACUCGCUGCCCUCAAUGACCUCCUCUUGUGGCUCCUGGACACGGGUUGCGAAGAAAAUGCACCCAAACUGGUUAAUUUAAGAGUUCCAGUGGCGUGACAGUCUGAAAUCUCGAAAGCCAUUCCCUACAUCAAGGGAGUCACCUGGAGCGGUCUGUUGACUGCUUCAGCCUAACGUUAGGGACCGUUGGCCGUAGACCAUUUGUCACAGUUCGUCACCAUGUGCUGCAACCCGACAACACACCGCUGCUCAGAGAAAUCUAUGUAGUUGACUACAAAAUAUGUUACCAUGAUAGAGACCGCAACUGCGUUUGUGAAAUCGGCUAAAAAUUACGUACCCACCUACUCGAGCAUAAAUUAGAUAAACGGAGACUAGAUCCAAGCCCUCAAUUUGCAACUCUAGUUAAAGAAACUGUCCACAGUUUCGAUGUACAAGGACGACCAUUUUUGGACUGGGGAAGUUCAGAUAUAGCGUGGAUUGCAUUAUGGACGUGGUUGUCAGUUGCCGUCCCCAAAAGCGGCCACAUCGACAUUCCUCUGGCGUUCAAAGUUAUACGCUACUAACUAGACAAGAGCCAGGACAAGGUAACCGCAAUGAACUUCGGCAAAUCGAAAGGAAAAGGCCUGACAACACGUCCAUACGAUGCGGAUGCGGUGACAACGGAUCAACCACCCUCAACAAAUGCUCAUUCACCCUCCCCCUCCCCUCCUUGGAGCUGCUAACUAGCAACGGAGGCAGUUGUUGAAUCCUCCAGACAUUCUUUAAAAAACCGAGGCUGCAUAGCAAGAACAAAAUUGCUCAACCUGAGGCCGGCGAGUUAUUGAAACUUCAAAUUCAUGUUAUGCGCCGAAUUAUUUGACGACGGAGAACCGACUAAAGUCUCAGAAACACUGGUAGCACGAGAAAUAUGUCACAUCUAACAAAUCCCGCCCCACAAAACACCCCAACCUACUCGAACGACUUCAUAUAUGUAGCCUAAUCCCGUUUCUGGGCAUAUCCCAGAAGGAUCAAGUCGUACAAUCAGACAUCCUGGAGAAAAGAGAGACCGCAAAGGCCGAGAUCAUCACCUUAAGAACGGAUCCCUGAUGACCGGGGAAUGUAGCGCACGUACAAAAUUCCUGAACUACUACAUAGUAAGCUGCUGUUGUGCAAGAGGAAGGGUGGAAAGCCAUGUGAGAUGUCCGGGGUUGUGGUCCGUAACAAACACGUUAGACUGGCUCGCAUGCAACAAGUCGAGAACUCAAAUAUGUUCUGUCUGGCGCCACUUGGUAAACCACAUCCACGAUAACUGAUGAAACGUCCUUCAGACCUUAUGGCUGCCCGAGGAGAAGAAAAAUCUAGAAGCAGUUUGGCCACCAGCCCCCCACCUCCCACGGAAAACAGGCGCACCAUUGAAGACGCCGAGCCUAAAGUUGCCUUUCACCUCACAGCAUCUGGAUUGUAGGAAGACCAAUGCCAUCCUAUAAAGCAACCACCAAAACUGUUAAGAUAAAUGCUACUAUUUUUAUCGUUGCCACUGCUGACACUGUUUCCUUACCUUCGUAGGCGUCACUGAGAGCAUCAUUGUGGGCAACCCCACUCGGAUUGGCACUGGGACCUUCGAUCUCCUCGGUCGAUGA